UUGGAUCGUCCCCUUGACGAAUCGACCAUGGGAACCAUACAGCCUGAAUGGUAUUGCACACUUUGGAGAGAGAACAGCACUUCACCAAAGGAUCCCAUCGUCGUACAUGAUUGGCUGCGGUGCAAUUCUCCAGUGAAGUACAGCAGUUUAGAGGAGGGAAACUACACGUUCAGUGUGCGAGCGACGAGCUUUCUCAAUGAAGAUCGAGAUGGUCUGAGUGGCUGGCCAGAAUCAAGGAGGUUUGUCAUCGACGUCACUCCACCGAAGCUCACCUUGCUAUCACAGCCAGCCUCCUAUUUACAAAGCUCGUCCUUCUUCGUGAAUUUCGCUGCCAACGAACCUGUCAUUGCCAAAUGUUACCUUCAAAGAGGAGUCAUAGAUGCACAGCUGAGAAGGGUCCCAACUGAGCCUAGUACCAAAAAUGCAAGCCAGAGUAACCCCCAUCUCAAGGGCAAAUAUAAAAACAAAUCACCCUCCCAGCAAGUAGCUCCACUUCUCGUUCGGAGCAACAUCGCCGCCAAGCAUUCUGUGAAUCCAAGUCCAGCUUCUGAUUUGCCGACAGCUCUCAGCUACACCAAAGGAGAUGAUGACUAUUUCAAUCACUCCAUCGGAAACAGUGACCACGGCGACAUAUCGCCGCUAAAUGAGAAACUGCCACUGCGCAUUACCAAUUCAACGACAUCUGGUUACGGCAAGAAAAAGGGAAGGAAGGACAUGUCAGCGACUGCGAUGGAGGAGCCUGAUGGAAGCAUCACAGUGCAGAGUGCAACAUUCAUGCCAUGGGCGGCGAUAACCCAGUCUGACUCAAGGAUCGAACCAGCCAGCAAGAACAAGGAGAUUACUGGAAAUGGUGGGGUAAAUGAAGUUAUUCCAAAGUUCCCUUCCUUGGGCCCUGACGAGACAAACAUGGAGCCGAUUGACCUUCCGGAAGAGCCAAGCGGGGGGUUUGAAUUCCAGAGUGCUGUGGGGAGAUGGGUGUCUUGCAAGGACCCUAUCAGGUAUUACAAUGUGUCAGAUGGGCCAUACAGAGUCCUGUUAUUAGCGUCCGAUUUGGCUGGAAACAGAGGGGAGGUACAAGCAGUGAAGUUUCUUAUUGACACUUUGGGCCCAGAUGUCUAUAUCUUGUCCCAAUCCCAAGAACAAGAUGGUUCCUUCAAGGUGUCAUUCUCUGUCGUGGAUGAACUUGUUGGUUCAGGAGUUGCGGGAUCGUUCUGCACUGUAACACAAGAUCCAAUAGAGGUGGAGGUCUGGAUGCCUUGCUUCAGUCCCAGAGUCUAUGAACUGGAGCCACUUGGCAAUUACACGGUAAAGGUUAUGGGGUACGACAGGGCAGGCAAUGUUGGCAGGAAAGCUGGCACUGCUCGUUUUCCACUGCUUGGCACAAAUGACACAUGGGACACAGACACAGCCGCCAGUGAGCCUUGGCCAUACUUCCUUCCCCCUUUGCCUCGCCGUGUUAACUCGGAGUACAGUAUCACCUUCAGCUUCGGCGGCACAUCCCAAAGCAGAUUUGAGUGCACAUUUAAUGAUGGAGAAGCAAGUGAAUGCCACAGCCCGGCCAGAGUGCAGGUGAGCAAGGAUGGUGGCCAUAUCUUCAAAGUGCGAGCACAAGGCCCCUCUGGGGUUUGGGGUCCCUACAUAGGGUUCCAGUGGGUACGGGGUCAGAAAGGAGUGUUGCUGGGGACUUUCAGUCCCAUGUUCUGGCUAAGUGGAAGUGAUGCCCAGGGCACAGGAGUGGUUGCUAUAGAGUGCGGACUCUUGGCGGAAGGGCAGUACAACCCUGCGGACAGCAGGACUGCCAGCAGCAGUCUGAGAGCAAACCUCGUAGAAAAUAUUGAUCUGCACGGAUGGAAGGAAUGUCGCACACUGACAUUUUAUAGUAAUCUUGCAAACGGAAUUUACACAUUUUCCGCACGAUCAAGAGAUGCAGCUGGCAAUGUGGACCCGACCCCAUCAUCAAAUGUGUUCGUCAUUAACAAAUGGUCUGCCAAGGAAGGUUCCCUCGGCCAGCUGGGAAUGGCAGAACUAGUCAGUCAACCAUUGAAUUUGAUCUCCUGUGACAGCACCCAAGGAGGGGUGGGUGAGUUGGGGGGAGUGGGUGCAGGGGAGGAGGAAGAUGACAGCGAGUCGGACAGUGACGAAGAUUCUUAUGGAAACGGCGAUGGCGAUGAUGAUGAUGACGAGGACGACGACGGCAGCCAUAUCCCCCAUGGACAGGCAAUGCCUGGAAGUGUAGAUCUAUUAGCAGGAGGAAACCAGCACCAAUCACCAGGGGGUAUUGACGACGGCGCCGCUUAUGGUGGCUAUGGUGGCGGCGAUGGCCGCGGUACUAGUGGGGCAAUCGGCGGCGGGGAAGAGGAGGGGGGUGGUGCAAGUGAGAAAGUAGAAGAUGAUGACGAAGACGAGCUGCUGAGAUUGGAAUUGGAGGCGGCCGUGACUAAUCAUCAGAACGGCGAUGAUUACGAGGACGACGACGACGACGACGACGAGGAUGGGUUGGGGAAGAAGGAAGAAGGUAUGGAGGGGUUGUUUGCGGGAAUGGAGUACGAGCGCACGGAGUUCCCCAGCCAUAGAAACGGGGGGGGGGGUCAAGCAAGCUAUGGCGGCGGCGGGAUCAGUGGUGGCAGUUGUAGUACCCAGAGGGAAAGUCGGAUCGUUGACCUAUCGCGAUCGGGGGAUGAGCAGGAUUCCCGAGGUGGGAGGGGACUCCUGGAAUCAGAGAGACAGAAGAGGAGGGAAGCGAUGAAGAGGAGGAGGGAGGAGGAGAUGGCAAAGGGGGAAGGAGCAGCGGGAAAGCGUCAAGCCACAGCAGAGGGAAAGAAGGGAGGCGGUGGAGGGGGUAGGUCAGUGGUGACUUCUGCUGCUGCUGGGGGGGGGGGGUGUGCUACUGCUCCUUCCUCUCUCCCGCCGCCUUCGGCUCAGAGUUGUGCUAAACCCUCGACGACGACGGGGGCAAAACGCAUAGGUCAUAUGCCUGAGGGAUGGGUAGAGUGCCCUUGCUUUGGAGAGUCGUUGGGCAAAUUGGUACCGUGCAAGGUGCCAUUAGGGGAGGCGUUCAAGGAUCUGAUAAAGCCCGGCGGGCGAUUCACUCCGGCUCUCAUGAUUCAGAAGCAAAAGGCGCUGUCGCGGCAGAUUGGACUGGUGAUAGAUCUGACGAAUACUCGGAGAUACUACAUGGAAAAGGAGUGGACGGCUCACAAUGUUAAGCAUUUGAAGAUCCCGUGCAGAGGGAAGGGAGAGGCGCCAGAUGCAGAGUCCGUCAAUCGGUUUGUAUUUGAGCUGCUACGGUAUUUCGCGGCGCCAGUGGGAAGAGGGGGAGGGGGAGUAGGACAGCAGCAACACAAGUACGUCGUCGUUCAUUGCACUCAUGGGUUUAAUCGGACGGGGUAUAUGAUAAUCAAUUACUUGCUAAGGACAGUGGGAGGGAGUGUGGAGGAGCACCUGAAGGCGUUUGCUAGGGUGAGGCCUCCUGGAAUUUACAAGGCUGAUUACAUCAGGGAGCUGUUCUGCAACUAUCAUCAAAGAGGGGUGGAAUCGAUCGAGUUCCCGCCAAAACCGGAGUGGAAGAAGAGCGACGACGACGAUGAUGGAGAAGAGGAGGAGACCGGCGGUGGCGGGAAACCCGCCGGGGAAGCCGCGUCUGCGAAAACAGACCCGUCAGGAGGAGGAGGAGGAGGUAAGGAGGCGGAGGAUUCCAAGAUGACCAACGAUGACAUCUUAGGAGUGGCUAUUCCAGAUGAGCAGCAGUUUGAGCUUCAGAAAAUCUGCUGUUGGGCGUUUAACAUGUUGCCUCAGGCAGGAGGAGGCGGAGGAUAUAAUCAUAAUCAUCAUCAUCAUCAUCAUCAUCGUCAUCGUGAUCUUCGAUUUCCCGGUUCCCAACCCGUUUCCUUGGACCGAAAGAACCUGGAACUCUUAAGGCGGAAGUAUUAUUAUGUGACGUGGAAGGCUGAUGGCACUCGGUACAUGCUUCUGAUCACUAGAGAUGGGGUGUAUCUGAUUGAUCGGGCCUUUCGGUGUCGGCGGGUGCAGAUGCGUUUCCCGCUAAGGGGCAAGGUUAUGAAAGACCGGCUAGGGGAGACUCACGCGUUCACUCUGCUUGAUGGGGAGAUGGUCAUCGACACGGAGCCGACAGGUGUCAAGACAAGAAGGUACUUGGUCUACGAUCUCAUGAUGCUUGGGAACGCUCCGAUCGUGAAUCUUCCCUUCAGCGAACGGUGGAGAUUGAUUGAGGAGGAGAUCAUUUUGCCCCGACGGGAGGAGGAGUUCCUAAACCCUAAGUAUGAAUACAAGGCGGAACCCUUUCGCGUCCGCAGGAAGGACUUCUACCAGCUUACGGCGACGAAGGACCUUCUGGGGAAGUUUAUGAAAGCCUUGAGCCAUGAGGCGGACGGGCUGAUCUUUCAGUGCUGGGACGAGAUCUACGUGCCGCGGACACACGAAGGGCUGCUGAAGUGGAAGUAUGCGCACAUGAACUCUGUCGAUUUUCUCUUGAAGAUCGAAAAGGACGUGCCCGCGUUGUAUCUGAUGGAAAAAGGCGGGAGAUUGCGGGUGCUGGAGUAUGCCAAGGUGUCGUUGAAAGACGAAGAUCCGGAGAAGUUGGCGGGAAACAUCAUCGAAUGUUCGUGGAACAAACAGGAGGAGGCCUGGGAGUUUAUGAGAAUAAGACCGGACAAAACCACGCCAAAUGCGUACCAUGUGUACGAGAAGGUGAGGGCCAGCAUAGAGGACAAUAUCACGGAGGAGGACUUGUUGAAAUACAUCUACCAGGUCGUGGGAUUGCCAAUGUAUGACGCGAGAAUCACCAAGAAGCUCGGCCCGGGGGCUCAGCAGCAACAGCAGCACCGUCCACAACCUCCUCCUCAUCAUCGCGUUCAACAGAUGACGCCGCGAUCUUCCCAUCGUCCUCAGCAGCAGCAGCAUGGGCCGCCGCCGCAGCAGCAGCAGCAGCAUGGGCAGCCGCCGCAGCAGCAGCAGCAGCAUGGGCCGCCGCCGCAGCAGCAGCUGCUUGGACAACAGAGCGGCACGGCACAUCAUCCGCAACAUGUGCAGGUCGCCCAGACGUCCAAUCAGUAACCCCUCUUCCCCACUAGGCUAGCUACCCCUGCGUGGGGAAGAGUCGAGAGAGAUGGAGAGACGCAAACAGUACAGGGAUGUAGUGUAUUGCUGCACAGGUGGGCGGGAAACGACCAGACGAAAAGAGGGGGGAGAGCGAUGUUGUGCCACAUUUUUCCUUUCUUGCUUAGGAAGGGUUUUGGGUUUGUAUGUAGGAAAACGUGUUUUGCUUGUUCUGCAGGCUUUGAGUUGGAAUGAGAGCAGUAGCGCGGGCUAGCCAGCCAGCUACACACAGAGUCCGACGGAACAGUCUGGCACAGUCACACACAGAGAGAGAGAGAGAGAGAGAGAGAGAGAGAGAGAGAGAGAGAGAGAGAGAGAGAGAGAGAGAGAGAGAGAGAGAGAGACUUUGUCUUAUAGCCGUUGACUAGACAUAAUUUCAAUAAUAUAGCCCGUCUAUUGCAAAAUUUUCACUCAUGGUUCUCGCGACUGGGAUGUUUACGAUAACCACAUGUUGUGGGUUAGUUCACGUAGCAGUCAGCUUCUCUCUGCUGUGAAAUGUGAAACGUGGAGAGAGAUGGUGAUAUAUAUUAAGGGUGUCGGUGAUUCCAGUUGGGGAGGGUGGGGGUUCUUAGCGGGCGGGAAGGCAAGGUGGUGGGAUAGGUUAUGGAAAGAGACAUGCUUGAGGGUUGAGAGCUGCCCUUCAUGGUCCUGGACACACGAGAGAGAGAGAGAGAGAGAGAGAGAGAGAGAGAGAGAGAGAGAGAGAGAGAGAGAGAGAGAGAGAGAGAGAGAGAGGUGCAAUGCUGAUCGUAUUGGGUGAGGUGAAGGGGAUGUAGUUCCGGUCGGAUCCAUCAUGGUGGUAUUGAGGAAUGGAGAUUUGGUACGAGUCCUGAGUGAAGGAAGCGAGGGCCUGAGGAAUGACGAGGAGGAGGGAUAAGUAAUCGUUUUCAGGCAGAACCUUGCUGUGGUCUCAGAUGAUGACACAGGGAAUGUGCGGUGGGGUUCUCGCUGCUGGCUGUACUUGGGGCCCGUUCCGGGGGACGGGUGUUUUGGUGCUUUUGCGGUCUUUUCCAAUUAAAGGUUGUCUUAAUUUGCUCGGGGUAGCCGUAGUUGAGGGAUGUGGACUGGUGAUUGCUAUUUAGGAAGUCAAAGGCAACAACCCUACCUUCUUCGCCCGAAUACAACGUACGGUCACAACGGCUGUAUUUGGGGUAUCUUUCAGUCUAAAUGCGCAGCAGUAAUGACCAUACGUCGUAUUUGGGUGGAGAAGGUAGAUUGGCAAUGAAUCAUUGGGAUUGGA
Molecule: messenger RNA, 6355 nt
Organism: Chara braunii
Lineage: Eukaryota; Viridiplantae; Streptophyta; Charophyceae; Charales; Characeae
Source: the annotation of a GenBank genome assembly